Messenger RNA from Aureobasidium uvarum, 1332 nucleotides. The record is from the annotation of a GenBank genome assembly. Lineage: Eukaryota; Fungi; Ascomycota; Dothideomycetes; Dothideales; Saccotheciaceae.
CUUCGCGAGUUCUUGAAUAUCUGUAUUGUCACAUUCACAUUCACGAUGGCUGCUUCAUCUUCAUCAAAACUACUUUCACGACAGGGAUCCAAAUUAAUCCACCAGCGUCUCUUCCACACAACACGCAGACGAGAUGUAGUCAAACCAUUUCUGUUAGCGGAUAUUGGCGAGGGAACUCGAGAAUGUCAGAUCAUCCAAUGGUUUGUGCAGCCAGGUGCUCGCGUGGAGCAAUUCGAUAAACUCUGCGAAGUACAGUCGGACAAGACAGCAUCUGAUCCAUUGUUGGACAUCGAUAUACAAAGCGACAUCCCGCCUGAGAGCGAAGCACUUAUCGAAAACCCCAGCGGUGAGAAGGUCGAUGUUCCACAGAAGGAAGCAUCACAACCCCAGACCCCACAGCAUGAGGCUCAGAGUGUGGAGAAGGAAGAAGUACAAGGCCCUUUGAGCAGGACGAAGAAUCACGAUAAAGGUCUGGCGACACCUGCUGUACGACAUCUCAUCAAGGAACACAAUGUUAAGGUUGAAGAUAUUGAAGGAAGCGGUAAGGACGGUAGAGUGUUGAAGGAAGACGUCCAUCGCCACGUCUCACGGACCACUCAGAAGUCAACGCAACAGGAGUCGGCAAAGGAUCAGAAGAAGCCUCUAACAACAGUGCAAUCCGCCAUGUUCAAGACCAUGACUCGAUCGCUCACGAUACCACACUUCUUGUAUUCGAACACAGUGGACACUGGCAAUUUAAACAGGUUCCGUGUGAAGAUCAACAGCACGCGAGAGGCUGGAAACAAACUAACGCCGCUGCCUUUCAUACUCAAAGCGAUUUCACUUGCGAUGGCACAUCAUCCAUUACUCAACGCCUGGUUGGACACGUCAGAUCCCCAGAAACCCGAGUUGAGUUACAAGGCGGCACAUGACUUUGGAAUCGCAGUUGAUACUCCUUCCGGUCUGCUGGUUCCGGUCAUCAGAAAUGUCGAAUCACAGAGUGUAGGAUCCAUUGCAGAGCAAAUCAAGGUUAUAUCAGGCAAAGCACGCGAGGGCAAGUUGGGUUCGAAAGACCUCCAAGGACCGACAUUCUCAGUGUCGAACAUCGGGUCUAUCGGUGGUGGUGUUGUUGCACCGAUUAUCGUGGAACCUCAGGUGGCCAUUGUGGGGAUUGGAAGAGCUAAAGUGGUACCAGGAUUCGACGAGCAAGGGAACUUGGUCAAGAAGGAAGAAAUGGUGUUGAGCUGGAGUGCGGAUCAUCGAGUCGUGGAUGGAGCCGAGUGUGCCAGAUGCGCUGAAAGAGUGAACUGGUAUCUGCAGAACAUGGAGGCGUGGGUGCUAGAAAUGAAGUAG